CCAUACAUGGGCGCCUGAAUUAAUGCCAAUAAAAUACCGCAAAUGCCCUUCAAAUUAAGUAACACAGUAGGAAACCGAAAAGGAACAAGCGACAAACCCGCGUCGUAAAAUUGGGCCUUUUAAAAAUGAGGAAGACGACUCCGAAGCGUGGAAACAGAGCAGUAGGGAAGCAGGAGAAACGAACCCAAGCUUCAACAAAGCAGGCGACCACUGAAUCUCACGUUAUUACUGUCGACGGAGUGGAGUAUGUGAAGAUAACUGAGUAUGAUAACUUUGUGUUGGAAAAAUCUAUGAAAAUAAAUUCUUAUUGUAAUCCAGUAAAGGCAAUGGAGAGUAUAAGGAGCUAUUUAACUGAAGAUGAGCUCAAAGAAUUCAGGAAAUCAGUGUACGGUUAUUUACUUGACUUGGGAAACAUACCUUGGGUAAAUGGGCAGUUGUUAAUCCUACUCUACACCAAUCAUGUUGAGCGUUUGAAUACAGGGAAGGGCAACACAAAGCUGGAAUUUUUUAUUGGUAACAACGUUGCAUGUUUUACAAAACAGGACAUGUCUUUAAUUAUCGGGUUCCCGUUUGGUACACAGAAGGAAAUAACAUGCAUUCAAGCUCCAAUGGAGUUGUGGAGAAGAUACUUUUUUGGAAUGAACAUAGUUGCAUGAAGAGUCAUUAAAAGGGUUUUUCAAUCAGGGAAACCAAGAGAGAGUGGAGCAGAGUCAAUGGACGCGGUAAAGCUUGGGUUAUUGCAUGUCUUAGGCAGUCAUAUUCUAGGAAAUCAAUCAUCAACAAAGCUCCCAUCGAUGUACAUUAAUUUGGUAGAUGAUAUCGAAAAGUUCAAUAAAUAUCCAUGGGGUGAUGUUGUGUGGGAUGAUCUACAUAAACAAGUAAGGAAGUGUGCGGGUGUUCUUUACCAGGAGCCAUCUGCAAGAUUUACAUUUCCAGGAUAUGUAUUUGCUCUGCAGAUCUGAGCAUAUGAGACUUUCCCGGGCCUUGAAAAAGCUAAUGUUUGUGUGAGGAGGGCGAGAUAAAAAUAUGUGGCCUAGGACACUGCAAUGGGCAGCCCCUGCUAGGCUGUCACAGCAAGUCGUUGAGGAUGUGAUAUUUAAUAAUGACCGGGUGGGAAAAGUAAAUAAUUUAAUGUAAGUGUUGUAUUUGUCAUAUUGGGUAAUAUAAUAAUGUUUUUAUAAUUAUGUGUGCAGGUAGAAUGGGAAGAAAUGAAACCCACUGAAAAAGAGCUAAAGAUGGACUCGGUUAUUAAAGCAUUGACAAGCAAUUUUAAUGAAGUUGAUGUGAAGGAGGGAAAUGAUACUGAUGAUUUUGAAGAACGGGAAUCUAGUAGAGUGAUGGCCAAGGCAGUAAAGACAAGCAGUAAGGUAGGACAAAAAGGGCUGGUUGUGCAAAAAGGGAAAGCAAAAAGUAAAAAGAUACCCGGAAAUGAAGAGAAAGAAGAUAAAGUGAUGCACAAUAUCAUGGCAGCGAUUGUAUCACAAGGAAAAAGACUAGAAAAGCUAGAAUCUAAGGUGGAUAAGUUGUGUGAGUUGCAAAUGAAACAAUCCAGCGUGUUGAACAAGUUUUGGCUAGUAGAGGCAUGAUGUGGAAGCCUAAAAAGAUGAAGAAAGUGUCUAAGAAAGCAGCAAUGAAAGAUAAGGAAGACAUGCCAAACUUUGACUUGGGUAUGGAGUUUAAUGAACAUGUGGUCGAGGAUAGUGAGCAAGGUAAUGAGCAUGAUGAAGUUGAGGAGUUAGGUUGCGAGAGAGCGGAGACGGUUGAUGAGAUGGUGGACGAUGAUGUGCAAAUGACACAAGAUGACAUGUUCAAGGAAAUAGAUGGAUCAAUGAACACCCAACAACUAGUGAAGAAGGUCGAAUUGAUUGAAAAGAAUAUGAUGAAUGAUGAGACAAAGAAAGAAGAGCAGAAUGAUCUUCAGAGCUUUGAAGAUAUAGGAAUGCUGGAUACGCAUCUGCUGUGUGCGGAGGUUGAUGUGAUUUUUGAGAAAUACAUGGGCAAUAAGGAGGCAUGCACAUGGUGCAAGGAACUAAUACAUGGGCAAUAAGGAGACAUGCCCUCCGAAGAGGACAUUAAAAACAUAACACAUGGUGCAGUGUGUGAUGUGUGAUUAAAUAAAAUUUCAAGCAUUAUAUUUUAUUAAAUUUUAAUGCACAUAGUGCAUUAAACAUGUCGUUAAAGGAAUAGUCAUAGCAUCCAAUAAAAAUUUUAAUGCAUAAGCCAGGGCAGUAUAGCCUUUGCACAGAACUUAC
Messenger RNA from Cuscuta europaea, 2252 nucleotides. The record is from the annotation of a GenBank genome assembly. NCBI's taxonomy places the organism in Eukaryota, Viridiplantae, Streptophyta, Magnoliopsida, Solanales, Convolvulaceae.